Aquila chrysaetos chrysaetos is the source of this 388-nucleotide messenger RNA. RefSeq names its product anaphase promoting complex subunit 11 (gene ANAPC11). Bases 28 to 282 code for a protein of 84 amino acids. Gene Ontology annotation, biological process: protein ubiquitination; anaphase-promoting complex-dependent catabolic process; positive regulation of mitotic metaphase/anaphase transition. Gene Ontology annotation, cellular component: anaphase-promoting complex; nucleus. The transcript has 2 exons. The record is from RefSeq and is a predicted model, not a curated record. Gene Ontology annotation, molecular function: cullin family protein binding; zinc ion binding; ubiquitin protein ligase activity. Lineage: Eukaryota; Metazoa; Chordata; Aves; Accipitriformes; Accipitridae.
UGCCGGCGUGGCGCGGCGCGGCGAGCGAUGCGGGUGCGGGUACGGAGCUGGCAUGGCGUCGCCUCCUGGCUGUGGGUGGCCAACGACGAGAACUGCGGCAUCUGCCGGAUGGCCUUCAACGGCUGCUGCCCCGACUGCAAGGUGCCCGGUGACGACUGCCCGCUGGUGUGGGGGCAGUGCUCGCACUGCUUCCACAUGCACUGCAUCCUCAAGUGGCUGAACUCGCAGCAGGUCCAGCAGCACUGCCCCAUGUGCCGCCAGGAGUGGAAGUUCAAGGAGUGACGGCCGCGCUCCGCCGGUACACCGGCUGGCUGCCGCCGGGGCCGCUUCCCGCCGCCGGCCGCCCCGCCCUCAAUAAACGUGCGGCCGCCGCUCACACCCCCCCACA